Dromaius novaehollandiae (emu) is the source of this 4191-nucleotide messenger RNA. It is a transcript of the gene KLHL5, whose product is annotated as kelch like family member 5. The coding region runs from base 747 to 2663 and encodes 638 amino acids. The transcript has 17 exons. The record is from RefSeq and is a predicted model, not a curated record. Gene Ontology annotation, molecular function: protein binding. NCBI's taxonomy places the organism in Eukaryota, Metazoa, Chordata, Aves, Casuariiformes, Dromaiidae.
CCCCUCCCCCCCCUCCCCCCCCCCCGCCGUGUGCCCGGCUGGCGCUGGGGCCGGAGCCGCCCGAGCGCGCCGGGGAGAGGCCGCGAGCGGGGCGCGGGGGGAGCCGUUAGCGCCGGCGAGGGGGCCGCCCAGCGCCCGCAGCCUUCCCCGGCGAGGCGCGAGCGCCGGCUGCCGCCGGGGCGGAGCGGGAGGGCAGGGCAGGGGAGAGGAGGGGGGGUCGGGGCCUCCCUGGUGAUUUUUCUCCCCACUCCCAGCCUUGCCCCCUUCCUGGACCUGCAGAGGGCGGUGUGUGGGCGCGCAUGGAGACCCCCGAGGACCGCGUCCCUCCGUGCUGGGGGGGGCCUGCGUCUGACUUGUGACUCGCAGCGUUCAGAGCGAAGACCUGAUAAAAGUGCACUUAACACACUAGGCUUUCAGAUUUCCCUGCCUACCUCAUAUUUUUGGAAAGAAGAUGACAAAUGGAGCUCCGCGAUUCUACAAACACCUAGAGAUCAUUGUGUUGUUAUAGGCUCUCCUGUCUGUGGCUCUGCUGAACCGAACUCAAAUAGAUUCAUAUGACAGUCUGGGAAGAGGAGGGGAUUUGAAUUUUGCAUUAACCAGUCAUUGGGUAAUAUGCAUAAAUAGCCCUUGAAUCUACAUCUUUCGUUCUGUGCAGGGUCUUGGUAGAUGCCUGUUCUUCCUCCAUCAUCUGACAGCAUUACAGCAGAACCUCCAACAGCAGUCAUACCUUAUCACCUUGCCAAACUAUGGAGCCCUGUACAUCAGAUGAAUUUUUUCAGGCUCUCAACCAUGCUGAACAAACUUUUAAAAAGAUGGAGAACUAUCUCAGACACAAACAACUGUGCGAUGUGGUAUUAGUUGCUGGUGAUCGUAGAAUACCAGCUCACAGAUUGGUUCUCUCCUCUGUUUCCGACUACUUUGCAGCAAUGUUUACUAAUGAUGUAAGGGAAGCAAGACAGGAAGAAAUCAAGAUGGAAGGUGUGGAGCCAAAUGCAUUGUGGGCUCUGGUUCAAUAUGCAUAUACAGGUCGUCUUGAAUUAAAAGAAGAUAACAUUGAGUGCCUGUUGUCUACAGCUUGCCUUCUUCAGCUCUCUCAGGUUGUAGAAGCGUGCUGUAAGUUCCUAAUGAAGCAGCUUCACCCAUCCAACUGCCUUGGAAUCCGAUCUUUUGCUGAUGCACAGGGUUGCACUGACUUGCACAAGGUGGCUCACAAUUACACUAUGGAAAAUUUCAUGGAAGUAAUUAGAAACCAAGAAUUUCUAUUAUUGCCAGCCACUGAAAUUGCAAAGCUUUUAGCAAGUGAUGAUAUGAAUAUUCCUAAUGAAGAAACUAUACUGAAUGCACUUCUUACAUGGGUUCGACAUGAUUUGGAACAGAGAAGGAAAGAUCUCAGUAAACUCCUGGCUUACAUUAGACUGCCUCUGCUUGCUCCACAGUUUCUGGCAGAUAUGGAAAAUAAUGCACUCUUUAGGGAUGACAUCGAAUGUCAAAAACUCAUUAUGGAAGCAAUGAAGUACCAUUUGUUGCCAGAGAGACGACCUAUGUUACAAAGUCCUCGCACCAAACCUAGAAAAUCUACAGUGGGAGUGUUGUUUGCAGUUGGAGGAAUGGAUGCAACAAAAGGAGCUACAAGCAUUGAAAAGUAUGAACUUCGUACCAACAUGUGGACCCCUGUUGCAAACAUGAAUGGACGCAGAUUACAGUUUGGAGUUGCAGUGUUAGAUGAUAAAUUGUAUGUUGUUGGUGGCAGAGAUGGACUGAAAACACUGAAUACUGUGGAGUGCUACAACCCUAGAACAAAAACUUGGAGUGUAAUGCCACCUAUGUCCACACAUCGUCAUGGUCUUGGAGUAGCUGUAUUGGAAGGUCCCAUGUAUGCUGUAGGAGGACAUGAUGGCUGGAGCUACCUGAACACAGUAGAAAGAUGGGAUCCACAAGCUCGUCAGUGGAACUUUGUAGCUAGCAUGUCAACUCCAAGGAGCACUGUUGGGGUAGCAAUAUUAAAUGGAAAACUUUAUGCCGUUGGUGGUCGAGAUGGAAGUUCUUGUCUUAAGUCAGUAGAAUGUUUUGAUCCUCAUACAAACAAAUGGACCCUCUGUGCUCAAAUGUCAAAAAGAAGAGGCGGUGUAGGUGUAACUACCUGGAAUGGGUUCUUGUAUUCAAUAGGUGGACAUGAUGCCCCGGCAUCAAACUUAACAUCCAGGCUCUCAGACUGUGUAGAAAGGUAUGAUCCAAAAACAGAUAUGUGGACUGCUGUGGCCUCUAUGAGCAUUAGCAGAGAUGCAGUGGGAGUAUGUCUUCUUGGUGACAAGUUGUAUGCUGUUGGAGGAUAUGAUGGGCAAACAUACCUUAAUACAGUGGAGUCCUAUGAUCCCCAGACCAAUGAGUGGACACAGGAAAUCUCACUUUUCUGCUGGGAAGCACGUUUCACUGGUCUGAGACUUCAGGUGUUAAGGACUGUGUGUGCAAUGUGCACAAAAUACGCAAAGAUUCAGAGAGAGUUUAGAUAUGCUUGUACGCUCCUACCAUGUGUUGCAGACCUUGCUGCUGUCUUGAUCCUGCAUGCCUAUACUUCAAGGAUUUGCUGCAUUCCCAGUGUAUUGCCAGUUGCACCAUUGUGCUUAGGAAGAGCUGGAGCAUGUGUUGUGACUGUAAAACUUUGAAUUAUUUUCUCUGUGAAGGUGACAUUCUCCUCUGUAGACUCAGCUGAUUUCUUUCUUACCUCAAGCAAACAAACAUUGCACCAAUAAACAUGAGAUGCAGGAAUCCACCACAGAGUGAAAUGUUUGGUCUUAGCUGGCAUAUACAUGUUGUUCUUAUAGACCAAUAUGGAGCACCUGUUUUAAAAAAAAAAAUCAUCUUUGUUACCCAUAUGUUACAAGAAUUCUAUUUGUAAGCAAAUCAGCUGUGACCAGCUAGUUGCCAGCAGAGGAGUUCUGUUUAGGAAAUACGAAGAAAAUGAGUGCACUCUGUUCUAAAAUAAUCGAGUGUUACAGGCUUAGGGCAUUGAUCCCUCAAACAUGCACAGGAGUGAUGCUAUUAAUGGAUAUAGUUCCACUGAUUUGGGUGAAACAAGUUACAGGAUUGGAACCCAUAUAUUUAUUUUGCCUUUAAUAAACAUGUUUUGCUGUAGGUAUCUGAGCUAUUGCAAUGCAGGCUGACAAACCAAUGCAAACCAUUGUAAAUGGCGAGUGUAAUGCUCACCCUGGAAAUGAAGGUGUGUAUCUGGUGACUCUUUUGCACUUUUUUAGCAUUCCUAGUUUAGUAAACUUUUUAUUUAACCAAAGCCUUAUUUUAAAUAUUGUCUUAUUACACUAACAGUAAUCUGCUGUUUAAUAACUUCUGCAGAAACUUUUUGGCAUCCAGUGUACUUUUUGUAUUUUUAAAGGUUUUACAUAAGAUGCAGAACAUCAUACCUUUUUCUCUACUUAAUCUGAUUCUUGUAUUUACUUUGUUAUUUUUAAGAAAGCAUAAGUUUUAAGUUGAAGGAAUUCUAAAGUGUGACCAGAAGUUGACCUAUGGAAGUUUAAUAGGAGCACUUUGGAAUUUUGUAAACAUUCCAUUACACCUACGCUAAGGGUCUACUUUGAUACUCUUUAAUUACAUUUUACAUGAGGCUUUGCACUAAUUUUAAAAGUAUAAUUUUAUAUGAUGAAAUGAAAUAAUUGUUACUUCAAAGUGUAAGGGGCCCAGUCCUACAAGGUGCUUAACUACCACCAUCGAAGCAUGUUCAGCAUCUUGUAGGAGAGUAAGUGUGCCUCACAGGAUUAAAUCAGAUUAGUUACGUUAUUUAACAGUUAUUUAAUUUUUUUCAGAUAGUUUAUAAUUUGCCUUUUUUGACUGCUAUGCUAUGUUACACAGAAUUGCUUGAACGUUCCAAAUGUUCUCCAAAAGUCUUUUUGUAUUUGCUUUUCUGUGCCUUGUUUCUGAUGUUUUCAAAACAGUAGGUAACACAGUAUGUUUCUUUGUAAUGGAGACUUUGAAGAUGUGAGCUCUCUGAGUGUUUUUGAAAAGUAAGUUUGAAGUGUCUGAUACCCAAAGCCUUUGUACAUUUGUAAUUUUAAAAUUUGUGUGUUUAUGCUCUCAGUGAACUAUUUAUUGUUUUAAAAGAAAUUACCGAGCAGUAAAACUUUGCGAUGAAAUCUGCACUGUUUGAAAUUGAAUACAGUUAAAUACAUUUUUGAUGGUUUA